Molecule: messenger RNA, 879 nt
Organism: Cyprinus carpio (common carp)
Lineage: Eukaryota; Metazoa; Chordata; Actinopteri; Cypriniformes; Cyprinidae
Product: whey acidic protein-like
Exons: 6
Coding region: 293-802 (169 amino acids)
Biological process (GO): innate immune response; antibacterial humoral response
Cellular component (GO): extracellular region
Molecular function (GO): peptidase inhibitor activity
Source: RefSeq, a predicted model, not a curated record
AUUUUCAAAAACAGUUCCUUUAAAGCAUUCUGACCCACUAAAUCAGCACAUUUUUCAGCAGAGUGUAUCGUGAGAUCGCAGGUUGAGAAGAUGACAGCUCGAGUGUGCUGCUCGUUGAUUUCUGCUUUACUUUGUCUCUCUGUGUUCUGGAACACAAGAGACGCUGAAGGAGCAGCGAGAGUGAGCACAAAAAAGCCUGGAAUGUGUCCAAGCAAAAACCUCAAAAUAGGAGUGUGUGCUGAAUUCUGUUCCUGUGACAGUAACUGUCCAAACAACCAGAAAUGCUGCAGCAAUGGAUGUGGACAUCAGUGUAUGCCUCCACACACAGAAAAGCCAGGAUCGUGUCCAAAACCUGUUGGAGCAGGAGUGUGUGCUGAGAUGUGUUCUGGUGACAGUAGCUGUCCCAAAACAAUCGACAUGCUGCAGCAAUGGAUGUGGACGCCAGUGUAUGCUUCCAUAUAAAGAAAAGCCAGGAGUGUGUCCAAGAACAACUCCCAGAAUGAAAGGUGUUUGUGCUGAGCGGUGUUCUCAUGAUGGUGACUGUCCGAAUGAUGAGAAAUGCUGCAGCAAUGGAUGUGGACAUCAGUGUACGGCUCUACCUAAAGAAAAGCCAGGAAUGUGUCCAAUGACUUUGGCUGGAUUAAGAGGGAUCGUGUGUGAGGAGUUGUGUGUCAGUGACUUUGACUGUCGAGAAAUGAGAAGGCUGCAGCUCUAUCUGUGGAGGACGUCUAUGUACACCUGCAUCUUAAGUGAAGCCUGGUCUAUAUCUCAAACCAAAUGUUUGCUGAAAACUCUUCCAUGAUUAAUGUCCUUCCAGACAGAAGUCUUGCCCAACCACCUGUUGACAUGCAUGCAGAUAACAUGCCAGUUUAACCAUCU